AAAAAAAAUUAGGUUUACACUUGAGCAUUCAAAAAUCCCCAAAUCUCUCAUUUUUAUUCUCAACCAAAACCUUCAAAAUUUCUCCCAAAAUUUUUUCACUCUUUUUUGCAUUUCUAUGCAUAAAUAAACAAACUUCAAGCAUCACAGGCAUGGUGGCAUGGUGCUUCCUUUCACCAAAUUCAUUCUAUUACAAAACCCCUUUCUCAAAAAGGUUCCACCUUUGCAAAAAUUUCUUUGUGGGCAUGUCUAUUUCCACCAAUUGAAUCCAUAUUCGCAAAAAAUUUCAACUUUUGAAAACUGUGAGAGAUUAUCAUGGGAACGUUCAACACAAGAAAUUUUAUUGGGUAAGCUUAAAUUUGCUUUGAGGAAUAAUCAAUUACAAGAAGCAUUGGAAACUUUUCGUGAUUUUAGAAAGCUUUAUGGUUACCCUGAGGUUAAUUUAUUGAAUCAGCUUAUUGUUCAGUUGUGUUAUUCUUGUAAUCAUGUUUGGGUGAGAAAAUCAUGUGAUUUAGCUUUGAAAAUUGUUGAAGAGAAUUUUGGUUUGAUUCAUGUUGAUACAUUAACAAAACUUGCUUUGUCAUUAGCUAGAAUGCAAAUGGCGUCUCCGGCUUCGGUUGUACUUAGGUUGAUGCUUGAUAAAGGGUUUGUGCCAUCUAUGAAUUUAUUGUCCUUGAUUGUUUUUCAUAUUGUGAAGACAGAAAUUGGAACUUAUCUUGUAUCUACUUAUUUGUAUCAAGUUUGUGAGUUCUAUAAUAGUUUGAAGGAUAAAAAAGCUCAAUGUGCGGUUUUGUUGAAGCCGGAUACUUUGAUAUUUAAUCUUGUUCUUGAUGCUUGUGUGAGGUUUAAGUUGUGUUUGAAAGGCUUGUGUCUGAUUGAGUUAAUGGCUCUGACCGGGACAGUGGCUGAUGCACACUCGAUUGUGAUAAUUUCGCAGAUUUUAGAGAUGAAUGGUUUGAGAGAUGAAAUGAUGGAAUUAAAAUGUCAUAUUGAUGGAGUUUCGGCUGCUUAUGUUCGGCAUUAUCGUCAGUUCUAUGAUAGUUUGUUGAGCUUGCACUUUAAAUUUAACGACGUUGAUGCUGCGGCUAAGCUUGUUUUGGAUAUGAAUAGCUCACAUAGUCACAAUAAUUUAGAAUGUAGGUACCACUUACAAAAACCAUGCUUUAUUGCUGUUGGAUCGCCUAAUCUUAAGAAUGCAUUAAAGAUACAUAUAGAGCCUGAACUACUGCAGAAGGACUCUGUGCUUAAAUUGGAAGGUAGAGAAGGUCUUGUUUUUUAUAGGGGUGGGAAACUUGUUCUUAGUAAUAGAGCUUUGGCUAAGUUGAUCAUUGGUUACAAGAAAGACAGUAGAAUUAGUGAACUUUCAAAACUUUUACUUAGCAUUCAAGGGGAACAAUAUUCAGUGGCAGGAUCCAGUUUGUCUUCUGAUGUGAUUAGGGCUUGCAUUAAGAUGGGAUGGCUUGAGUCUGCUCAUGACAUUUUGGAUGACUUAGAGGCUGUCGAGUCUCCAAUCGGCCGCGACAUGUAUAUGUUACUGUUAUCAGCAUAUCAGAAGGAGGGAAUGCAAAGAGAAGCUAAGGCACUGCUUAAACAAAUGAAAAAGAUUAAUUUGUACAAAGAAUUGUCUGAUGAUGCUAUUGAUAAACACACUCUUUAUGAAGAAAAUUCAAAUUUGGUUGGUAAAUCAGAUUUGUCUGUCGCCUUGGCUCAAGUGUUGAAAGAUGAAAAUCAGACCGAUAUUCCUUUGGUGUAUAACUUCAAUUCUUCGAUCUUCUUUUUCUGCAAGGCAAGAAUGAUGGAUGAUGCACUGAGAGCAUAUAGAAGAAUGUGUGAAAUGAAAAUUCAACCGACAAACCAAACUUUUGCUCAUCUCGUGCGUGGAUAUUAUUCUCUUGGUAUGUAUCGCGAGAUUACAUACUUGUGGGGAGACAUCAAGAGAUUCAUGAAGAACAGCUAUUUGGUUGUAGAUAGAGAUCUAUACGAAUUACUGCUGCUAAAUUUCAUUCAAGGUGGUUACUUUGAGAGAGUGAUGGAGGUAAUUGGCCAUAUGAAUGACCGUAACAUGUAUACCAACAAGUUGAUGUACAAAAGUGAGUUCCUUAGACUUCAUAAGAAUCUUUAUAGGAGUUUAAAAGCAUCAGAUACAAGAACAGAAGCACAAAGCAAAAGGCUUGAGCAUGUUCAGGAAUUUAGGAAAUGGGCUGGUAUUGAUUAAAAGUUCUGGAAAUAUUCGUGUGUCGAUGUACCUGCAUCGCGUGAGCCUUGUGAAUGUUAUGUCUGCUUAGGCUUAUUUGAAAUAUGUUUAAUUUUGAUUCUGGCUCAACUUUAGCAUGAGGAGCAUUGGGUGGAAAUUUUUGUUUCAUGUCACUUACCCUAUCUAUCACCCAAUUUGAAAUGGAUUUAUUAUUUGAUCUCGUCAUGCAAUGCAACUCACAUUAGACUCUAAGAGGAAGGAGAAGUCGUAACAAGGUUUCCGUAGGUGAAUAUGCGGAAAGAUCAUUGUCGAUACCUUACACGCACUCCAACACGUGAUUAAGUUAGAACACAUAGGGUUGGCUUGAGGUGUUCAACACCUCAGCUUACCUCUGGUUCAGAGGUGGACGGCGAAGUGCGUUCUCCUUGUGCCAAACUAACAUUAGGUUGUAAGAUCGAGAAGGCAGUUUAUGGGUUGUUUGGCAUCCUUCAAAAAUGCCUUCCAGCGUUUUGAAUGUGGAUGGGAGCUAUUUUAGGAACCCAAUGCAUUGGAGGCUUACUGAGAGCUGCUGAGGCUAGGUGGAUUUUGGGAUUCUUGGCCACAUUAGCCAUUUUAGCAAUCUUUAAUGUGGAGCUUCAGGCUAUGUUCAAUGGUUUCAAUUGGUGAAAUGAUACAUUAUCUAAAUUUGGUCUGUUACUCAGCAAAAAUGCAAAGAUACUUUUAGUGUAUUGUUACUCAAUCAAUUUUUUUUAUUACCACAGAACCAAACAUGCACCAAGAUUGUUAGUCAAACCAAGUUUGGCUUUCAAUUGACAUGAAAGCAAGUGUCUUUGUUACUUUUUCAUUUUCUAUGAAGAGAUUUCACUCACCAAUAAGCAACUUAGAGAAUAUAAUAUUUAUUUAAACUUAUUAUUUGCAAUUACACGUUCAAAAAUGCUUUUCAAUAGUAUCAUCCAAACAAAUGAUCUUGGCAGACAUGUUACUGAUAAAAACAUAAAAUCAUGAUUAGAGUUAAUUCAUUUUAACCAAACUUAAGUUUGCAAAAUGAGGCAUAACCAAACUUAAAUUUGCAAACUCCAGUCCCAUCACACCUUUUUUUUUUUCCGCAUAUAUUUCUCCAUAAUUUGAGUAAAAAUUGUAUAAUUUUGAUGGUACACCGGUGAGGACUUGAUAGCUCCCUUACUUUGAAGUCACCAUCCUAUUAAGAUGUUAAAGACUAACAUGCCGACUUUCUUAUAUUUUAGGGACUAGUCGAUAAAAUUCAUAUACAUUAGAGACUAAUUAUUAAUUUUAUAUAUUUAGGACUAAAUUGAUUGAGUAAAUUUUAUUAAAAAAAAA
This is a messenger RNA of Trifolium pratense (red clover), 3529 nucleotides long. Its product is annotated as pentatricopeptide repeat-containing protein At4g17616. NCBI's taxonomy places the organism in Eukaryota, Viridiplantae, Streptophyta, Magnoliopsida, Fabales, Fabaceae. The transcript has a single exon. The record is from RefSeq and is a predicted model, not a curated record. Bases 158 to 2212 code for a protein of 684 amino acids. Gene Ontology annotation, molecular function: protein binding.